Molecule: messenger RNA, 1584 nt
Organism: Marasmius oreades (fairy-ring Marasmius)
Lineage: Eukaryota; Fungi; Basidiomycota; Agaricomycetes; Agaricales; Marasmiaceae
Exons: 6
Coding region: 564-1268 (234 amino acids)
Source: RefSeq, a predicted model, not a curated record
GCGGGCCGGACUGCGUCUCUUCUCACCCGACCAUCAUCCGACUUGAAUUUAUGUGGGAUGUGGGAUGUGAUAAAAUUCGCCGUUAUUGGUGGGAUUUGAUCUAGCCACUUCACAAAUGCUCACAGAAAUUCACAGAGCCUUCACAUCCUUAAAACCGUACUCCAGAACAGACACGAACAGACACACCACCAUUGAUCUGGUGCCAUCGAAAACCAUUCCAUGGUGCUGCAAUUCCCGCCAUGAUGCUCGUUUUAAGUUACAAUUUUGCUACCAAACUCGUAUAACAAUGGCUACACACAAUGGUGCACGCUACGGAGAUGAAUCCGGCAGUUUGAUGCUUUGGCCCUCGGGCCAUCUCCAUUUCCUAGAACAUGCAUCUAAAGCCCAGAUUAUCUAUAAGGCCACAAUCACUAUCGGAUAUGGAUAUUGAUGGGGUGGUUGCCAGCCCGUCUCUUCGAGGGUAUAAGUAGAAGUUCCUCUCAUUCGCUUGACCCUUUAGAACCGGCUUCUCCCUCCAACGCAAACAAAAGAAGCUUGGUCUUUCCGCUGUUCUCUUCUCUCUUAUGGUUUCCGAAAUGAGUUUUCCCACCGUGUUCUGCGACAUGGACAACUUGAUUCGUAUGCAGGAAUUGACCCAGGAAUACGAAGACGACGAAACCAGCUCGUUCAUAUUCCACGCUCCCCGUUCCAUCAACCAAGAGGACGGAGAACAAGAAACUCUCCCCAGAAUCGUUACGCCUGCGCAAGAGAUAGUGAACCGAUACAGAGCUGGCAUACGAUGCAACACCGAGGAAAUUUCUUCUAGUCCAUCCUCCCCUUCGUCAAGCUUGCGAUCCUCCACUUCCAGUGAAACCACAGCAUGUACCGAGGACGAUGAAGAGGAACCUAGAACUCCGGAAUCCAAUUGCGGACUCACGGUACCGAAGAUUAGAUUCCGCCAGUCUCGUUUUGACGCCCUUAAUGAAAUGCGUGUUGAAGCCGUAAAGGAAAUGAAGAAAUCAGGCGUUAGCGAAGACCAUCCUCUUGUUUGCCCCCGUCCCGACUGUCGGGACACACUUUCUAAUCUUCAUGCCUUGACGUUGCACCUCCAUCUUCACGAUAUUGACUGCAAAAAGUCCUACGAAUGCGAUAAAUGCAGUGCCACUUUCAAGACUCGUCGCCGGCGUAGGGCUCAUUCAUGUGGCACGGUGGGCUCUAAGUCUGCUCCUACAAGCCCUCUUUACGCAACCUUUGGAACUAUCCUCUCGAAGAUCACCUCAUUAAACUAGUAUUGAUCUCCGGGUCAUACCGUACCUACGUAGGUGUGGUCUUUAAUACUGCAAGCUCUCUUCCCCUCUUUCUUACCCUACAUUCCCUUCCUCUUGUACAAUCUUAUAUUUUAUCCAACAUCUAUUCUUUCAUUCGUACAUCUCCAUCUACCAGCACUUGUAUUGUAGCCAGAAUAUUCAUGAUACCAUUCCUAGAAUCAGUGCAUACCAUUGUCGUUCUUGUUGGCGUUUCGUGCAUGCUCUCGGACCUGUCCUCGUAGUUUCAAUCAAGUUUCGAUGCACUCGGAAUGGGUCAGCUUCGAUAACUAGGAAGUGC